Molecule: messenger RNA, 1605 nt
Organism: Glycine soja
Lineage: Eukaryota; Viridiplantae; Streptophyta; Magnoliopsida; Fabales; Fabaceae
Product: ankyrin repeat-containing protein NPR4-like
Exons: 2
Coding region: 435-1397 (320 amino acids)
Cellular component (GO): plasma membrane
Molecular function (GO): protein phosphatase regulator activity; protein phosphatase 1 binding
Source: RefSeq, a predicted model, not a curated record
AAAGCACAAGUUAACACUGUUAGGGAUAACAACACUCUAUGAAGCAUCAUUAAAUGGCUGUGUGAGUACCUUAAACACCCUGAUCCAAAGGAACCCUCUUAUUCUGAACAUAAUUUCACUCUCACCCUUCAGUGAAACCCCAUUACACAUAGUAUCUUUGCUUAGCCAUUUGGAAUUCUGUGAGGUUCUUCUUAAAAGAAAACCAAGUUUAGAAAGUGAAGUUGACUCUGAAGGACGUUUCCCUCUUCAUCUGGCUUGUGCUGAAGGGAACACUGAGGUUGUGAAAGCUCUUUUGCAUACAAACUCAGAUGUUUGCUUGGCUUUGGACAAAGAUGACAUGCUUCCUCUCCACUUGGCUGUGAUGAGAGGACUCAUAGGAGUUAUUAAGGAGUUGACCAGAGCCAGACCAGACUCAAUACAACAGAACAUUAUUGAUGAUGGUUCUGUUUUGCACUUAUGUGUUACGUAUGAUCAUUUGGAACCAACAGCUCCUGCUUGCCAUAGACGAAGAGGGUAACACAGUUCUGCAUGUAGCAGUGAGGCUCAAACAUAUUAAGACCAUAAAAUACCUACUCAUGCUACCUGAAAUGAGAACAGCAGUUAGUGCUUUAAACAAGGCAGGUUUAACAGCUUUGGAGGCGUUGGAGCGCUGUCCAAGAGAUUUCAUAAGCCUAAAAAUUGAACACAUGUUAACUGAAGCUGGAAUUCAAACUGGCACUGCACAACAAGGGUCAUCAUCAUCACCAAGCAUAGCUACUCAACCAUCACAAUCCAAGAGAAGCAAAAUAUGGGAAACAUUAUGGUUAAAGUACUUACAAUACCAAAGUAAUUGGAUAGAAGAGAAAAGAGGAACAUUGAUGGUGGUAGCCACUGUAAUUGCCACCAUGACUUUUCUGUCAGCAAUAAGUUCACCAGGUGGGGUUUGGCAAGAAGACACAAUAACUGGUGGAUUCAACUGCACUACUUAUGGCAAUAUUUGUAAAGCAGGCACUGCAGUUUUAGCAUAUGAUUGGCCACAUGGGUUUCUGAAGUUCAUGACCUUCAACACCACUUCUUUCUUCUCCUCUCUCAGUGUGGUGCUGCUUCUCAUAAGCGGGUUUCACCUCGAGAACAAGCUCAUGAUGUGGAUCUUGAUCAUGGCUAUGACCUCAGCACUCACAUUCAUGGGACUCACAUACUUUUGGGCACAGAGCUUGGUCACCCCUGAUCACAUUGUUGAUAAAGUUAAUAGGAUGGGAAUUCCUUUGUCUAUAGUUUGGGUGAUCUUGCUUCUAGUGACUGUUUUGGUUCAUGUGGUUAACUUGUUCUUGUGCGUAAAGAAGUUGGUCAAGAAGUGGAAGAAGCAGAAGCUGCUGCUUGCUCAAAGCCAUUCCUCCGAGAGUUGGUCCAGUGAAUGAGAAUUACAAUUAGAGAAAUAGGAUUGUUACAACAACUAAUAGAUAGAAUAAUUGUGAUUGGAUAUAAUUAUAACAUGGAAGCUAAAAAACACUAAACUAGCUAUGUUGUAUAUCAUGGAUUUAAAUAAGUCCUUAUCUUUUGAUCCACUAUUUGUGUUAAAAUAACUCAACUGUAGUGAGCAGUUUGUAUGUAAUUAAGCAUGUUUAU